CUUUGUUUUUGUUUUCUUAUCAUCAAUAUCGUCGCAUAAAAAAAUACUUCAAAGUAAUUUUCACACGAAAAUUUUAACAAUUCCGUUGUCAGUUGUUAAUUGGAUAAGCGAAAGGAAGUGUUGGUUUUAUUCGCUUGAAUUUCAAAGCCACGGAUUAAAAUUAAGUUACGAAAGCCGCUGAUUAGAAGAGAGCAAAGGUUAUAGAUUAUUUACAUCAUGGAUACAGCAAGAAAUCAAGUAAAUAGUUUGUUUGCUAAGAAGGAACCAUGGCAAAUUGCUGCUAUUUCAACAGCAUCUACGCUUUUCGCUGUUUGGUUCUUCCAGUUUCUAAUAAAAGAAGAAAGCUGGACAACACGAGCAAAAAAAACCUUUUUCAGAGUGGCACGCAAAAUUCCUUCAAUUAAGAAGAAAAUUGAUACUGAAUUGGAUGGUCUACAGAAAAAUUUUGAAGAGACAAUGACCAAACAAGGUGAUAAAAUUGGUUAUAUCGUCAAGUUACCGGAAGAUGGAUGGCACAGGAAGGAUAUUCUUAAGAAGAUCGACGAAUAUCUUGAGCUUGGAAAUAUCAAGUGGCAGGAAGGUUACGUCUCAGGUGCUGUUUAUCAUUUCGAUAGCAAGAUCAUUGAUUUGAUGACCAAAGUUUAUGGCAAAACAUCAUACACAAAUCCUCUUCAUGCCGAUAUUUUCCCUGGAAUAUGUAAAAUGGAAGCUGAAGUUCUCCGAAUGACUGCAAAUCUUUUUAAUGGAAGUUCAAGCACCUGUGGAUCAAUCACGACAGGUGGAACCGAAUCAAUUCUCCUUGCUUGCAAAUCUUACCGGGAUUACGGUCGAGAUGUAAAUGGAAUUAAAUAUCCCAAUAUGGUUGUUCCUACAACAGCUCAUUCUGCAUUUGAUAAAGCCGCUCAAUAUCUUGGCAUAACAGUCAAAACUGUUAAACUUGAAGCUAAUACAUAUAAAGUCGACAUCAAGGCCAUGGAACGAGCUAUCAAUGGAAACACAAUUAUGCUAGUUGGAUCAGCGCCCAAUUACCCUUACGGUACAAUGGAUGACAUCGAAAAAAUUGCCAAAUUGGCACGAAAGUACAAAAUUCCUUUACACGUUGAUUGUUGUUUAGGUGGAUUCUUGACAGUGUUCAUGGAACGUGCUGGUUAUUCGCUUCCUAAAUUUGACUUCUCUGUCAAAGGCGUUACAAGUAUCUCAGCAGAUACGCACAAAUACGGAUUCACACCUAAAGGAAGUUCCGUCAUCUUAUAUUCAGAUAAGAAAUACCGUCAUCACCAAUAUACUGUAACUACUAAUUGGCCAGGCGGUAUUUAUGGGAGCCCAACAGUUAGUGGAAGUCGAGCAGGAGCGACAGUUGCGUGUACAUGGGCUUGUCUACUUUUCCAUGGUCUUGAUGGAUAUGUUGAAAGUACAAAGGCAAUUAUUGAUACAUCACGUUACAUCGAAGAUAAGCUUCGAAAGAUUUAUGGAAUUUUCAUUUUUGGAACGCCAGCAACAUCUGUUAUUGCAAUCGGCUCAGACGUUUUCGAUAUUUUCAGAUUGUCUGAUGGAAUGCAUCAGAAAGGUUGGAAUCUUAACAUUCUUCAAUUUCCAAGCGGAAUUCAUAUUUGUGUCACAAAUAUGCACACGCGACCUGGAGUUGCUGACAAUUUUAUCAACGAUGUCGAAUCAAUCGUCGCAGCGCUUGUAUUAGAUCCCCAAGCUCCUGUUGAGGGAAAAAUGGCGCUUUAUGGUGUGGCACAGGAAAUUCCAGAUCGUUCGAUUGUUGGUGACUUCACGAAGCUUUUCCUCGACUCAUUAACAUUCACUCCAAAGAGACCAAAGAAGUUUAAAAAAAGUGAUCGCUCUGAAAAAAUAAAAGACAAUCAAACAGAGUCGAACGACGUCACAUUGAUAGACGAGUGAAUUACAUCAUGUAAUGUCGACAUUGAUCGCUCAUUCCAAUUAUAUUUCUUUUAUAUCUAUAGGGUUGUCGAAUGCCAUUUGAAAUUGUCCAAUGAAUGUUUUUAGCAAUCAGUAUUGUGGUUUGCAACUAGUUGUUGAUUUUGUUUUUCGAAUAAAGCUUCUUUGCAUACAUUUUAAAUAAUAUUUCAGACCAAAUAAGAAAAUGUUCAAUCAGAGUCUUCAUAAAUUAAUUAUAACGAAUUGUCAAUUUAUAUGUCAAAGUAUAGAAUUAUCUAAUCGACAACCCUCUCUUCGUGGAGCAAACCUUUCUUUUGAUAAUUCAAGUAUAAUUCGUUGUAAUAUUUUAAGAACAGAAAAUAAAUAAUUUUUAUAUCGCAUAUUAUAAUAAAUAAUAAAUUCAUCAAUCCCUUUUUUGAAUCACAAAAC
Clunio marinus is the source of this 2334-nucleotide messenger RNA. Lineage: Eukaryota; Metazoa; Arthropoda; Insecta; Diptera; Chironomidae. The record is from the annotation of a GenBank genome assembly.